GCAUACCAGAUCGAGGACUCGUACGACGCCACCAACUUCUUUGACGGAUUCGAGUUCUACUCGGGCCCUGACCCCACCGAGGGCUUUGUCCGCUACCAGACCGCUCUGGAAGCCAAUGCAUCAUCUCUCGCAGGCUACGCCAACGGUGGCGUCUUCCUCGGCGUCGACCACCAGACCGGCAAUGUCGGGUCGCCCGGCCGGGCAUCGACCCGGGUCAACACCAAAAAGACAUACACGCGCGGCCUCUUUGUCGCCGACAUUGCACACAUGCCGAGCUCGACUUGUGGCGUUUGGGCAGCCUUCUGGUCCUUUGGCGAUCCCUGGCCGUCCGCAGGCGAGAUCGACAUCAUCGAGGGCGUCAACCGCGACACGUCGACCCAGUUCACCCUGCACACGGCCUCGGGCUGCACCUUUUCUAGCCAGGGUGACUGCAACGCCCCCGGCGACGGCACAAAGGGCUGCUCCGAGCCAGGCUUCGACAACCCCCAGUCCUACGGUGACGGCUUCAACGCUAUUGGCGGCGGCGUCUUCGCAACCGAAUGGACCAGCGACGCCAUCCGCAUGUGGUUCUUCCCGCGCACAAAGGGCAUCCCCGCGGACCUGGCGUCCGGCCAGCCGAACCCGGCCUCGGCAAGCUGGGGUCGUCCCGCCGCCGAGUUCGCCUCCGCGCCGGGCGGGAGCUGCGACAUUGACAGCCACUUCCGCGAGCACCGGCUCGUCUUCAACACGGCGCUCUGCGGGCAGUGGGCGGGCAAGGUGUUUGGGCAGGACCCGCAGUGCGCCAGACUCGCGGGCUCGUGCGAGGAGUUCGUCGCCCAGAACCCGGGGGCGUUCAAGGAGGCGUACUGGCUCAUCAACUCGGUCAAGGUGUACUCGCGG
Messenger RNA from Microdochium trichocladiopsis, 879 nucleotides. Its product is annotated as concanavalin A-like lectin/glucanase domain-containing protein. NCBI's taxonomy places the organism in Eukaryota, Fungi, Ascomycota, Sordariomycetes, Xylariales, Microdochiaceae. The transcript has a single exon. The record is from RefSeq and is a predicted model, not a curated record. Gene Ontology annotation, molecular function: hydrolase activity, hydrolyzing O-glycosyl compounds. Gene Ontology annotation, biological process: glucan catabolic process. The annotation marks the transcript as partial.